CUUUCUGCAUAUUUUCUAACCUUCAACUUUUUCUUUCUCCCAGACAAACGGACCUUAGAGCACUAAUGGAGGAAGGGAAAAUAUAGAGCAUGGGCGCAUGGCUACCGUCUACUUGUUUCUGCACAGACCUUAUCAUUAUCAAAUGCUACGCACAAGACAAGCAAGAAAUAAAAAUGAGUGCCUACAAUACAUUGGAGCAUAUUCUAAGGGAAGUACUUGAAGUGCUCAAGACUCUGCAGGAGGAUUGGGUGACAAGGUCUCAAUUCAUUAAGGAAUUGCGAGGGGUUGUUGAAUCUGUGGAAAGUUUGAGAGGUGCAGCAGUGGAACCGUUUGGGUCAUUUGUGUCUAAUCUCUUCACAAGAUGGAGUGACAUGGAUAUUUCUAUCAAUUUACCCAAGGGUGGAUAUAUUUCAUAUGUUGAAAAUGACCACAAACAAAGCUUAUCAAAAAAAGAAAAAAAAGAAGAAAAAGACUGCAAAAUUUUUUUACUGGAAGAUUUACAAAAAGCUAUGCUGGGAGGUCGAUGGCAGAUGGUGCAAUUAAUCCGUGGGAGCGUUCCAAUUCUAAAAUGCAAGAGUAGCCACUAUGGCUUCUCUUGUGAUAUAUCAAUCGAUAACCUAGAGAGCCAAAUGAAGUCAAAACUCUUGUUGUGGAUCAGUGAGAUAGAUGGGCGCUUUCGUGACAUGGUUUUACUAGUCAAGGAAUGGGCAAAAGCACAUGAGAUAAAUGAUGCGACUCCAAUAAGUGGGACUUUCAAUUCAUACUCUCUUUGUUUGCUUGUGAUCUUCCAUUUUCAGACAUGUGAGCCUGCGAUUUUACCACCUCUUAAAGAUAUAUAUGAUGGAAAUGUUGCUGAUGAUCUUCGAGGCGAGAGAACUGUUGCAGAGAGACAUAUGGAAGAAGCAUGUGCUGCUAAUAUAAGAAGGUUCAGACAAGUCAGAUGAGUUAAUCAUAGUUCUUUGUCUGAACUUUUCAUUUCAUUCCUUGAAAAGGUGAUAAUUUCUGUCAUGCUUUCUACCUUAAUGAAGAAUCUUGGUUGUAGACAUUUAUAUGGUUUGAGAUAUAUUUGAUUAACCGUAUAUAUCUAGAGUAUAAAUUCAUUUUAAAAUGCUGAUUAUGUGUUUCGGGCAACACGCCUUAUUGGAUUGGGUUUCUUAUGUAGUUGGAAUAAUUUAGGAUUUCAUUUUAGUUUGAGUUCAAAUAGGAAUGUUAAAUGACUGAUUGUCCCAAAAGCUUAAGCUAUUGGGAUAUGGUAAAUUUAAUCAUUUAACCACACAAUUCUAACAAGGGAUUAGUAUUUUAGAUUGUGAUCUGUUGAGUUUUAUGGACAUGAUCUUUUAUUCCUGGAAGCUCUAUAAAAAGGGGUUUUUAAAAAAAAUAACUAUAAAACACAUACUAUAUUAUAAGUUAGCCAACGUUUCAAACUUAUUGCAUUUCUAACAAUUCGAGUCUAGUGGAGUCGAUUUGCCCAGAAAGUUGGCGUUAGGAAAUUGAGUUUAUUGAACUCGUUAGGAAAUUGAGUUUACUGAACUCGAUUUCUAUACAUAGAAAUCGAGUUCAGUAAACUCAAUUUCUAUGUAUAGAAACCGAGUUUAACAAACUCGUUUUGUGUACAUAGAAAUCGAGUUUAAUAAACUCGAUUUCUAUGUGUAAAAACCAAUAAAUAAAACUAAGAAUCUGCUCAUCAUUUCUGCUCAGAAAAUCUCAACUCAAUUCACAUUACACCCAAAAAAAAAAAAAAAAA
Molecule: messenger RNA, 1744 nt
Organism: Quercus lobata
Lineage: Eukaryota; Viridiplantae; Streptophyta; Magnoliopsida; Fagales; Fagaceae
Product: protein HESO1-like
Exons: 7
Coding region: 90-944 (284 amino acids)
Molecular function (GO): RNA uridylyltransferase activity
Source: RefSeq, a predicted model, not a curated record